Messenger RNA from Talaromyces amestolkiae, 1188 nucleotides. RefSeq lists its product as uncharacterized. The record is from RefSeq and is a predicted model, not a curated record. NCBI's taxonomy places the organism in Eukaryota, Fungi, Ascomycota, Eurotiomycetes, Eurotiales, Trichocomaceae. The transcript has 9 exons. The coding region runs from base 1 to 1188 and encodes 395 amino acids.
AUGGGCUGGGUAUACAACCUCGAUACUCCAAAUGCGCCAACGAACGCGCCUCGACUGAUUGCCAUCGUCUCUGUAUUUUCGGUUGCGGCGUUGUUGKCGGUGUUGCUCAGAUUCUAUGCACGUUUCUUUACCAACAGAAAGCCGGGGAUUGAUGAUUAUACUGCCCUGGUCAGCGUGCUCUUGUUAAUUGUGUACUCUGGCCUGGCUAUAGGUCAAACACGAUGGGGUCAAGGUCUCGAUCCAGCCGCCUUUCCACCUGAAGACAUUAUUCCUUUCGGAAAGAUUCAAUACGCCGGCGGCCCGGUCUACACACUCGCUCUUCUCGGUUUCAAAUUAGCCCUCCUAACCUCCUACCUCCGCAUCGGCGGCUUUGUGCAAUUCUACAAAAAGAUCCUUUACGGUCUCGUCAUUCUUUGUAUAUGCAACUCGAUUACUUUUACGCUUUUGAUUUGUUUGACCUGCAUUCCAGUAGCGAAAAUCUGGGAUGCAAGUGUUCCUGGACACUGCAUUAAUGCUAUUGCGGCUUACUAUGCGAUUGCCGGAUCUAGUCUUGCACUCGAUGUACUCAUCAUCAUCCUGCCUAUUCCGGUCCUAUUAAAGCUGAAGUUGAACACUAGGCAAAAGUUGGUUCUCGUAGGAAUGUUUGCUACAGGAUUCUUCGUGACCGUCAUCCAAAUCAUCAGAAUAUUCACCAUCAAGAACCUCCAAUCAUAUACCGACAGUGCCGCCAUCAUCAUCUGGUCAGCCAUCGAAAUCAGCCUCGGUAUAAUUGUCCCCUGUAUCCCAACCUGGGCACCCCUUGUCCGCUCAAUGGCACUCGCAUCGGGCAUCGGCUCUAGUUCUGGCCCCUCUCGUCCCUGGCAAUCGCACAACACACCUCAACGCAGCGGUGGCGGAACCGGCCUGGGAGGAGGAGGUAAAAGAGAUAAAUUCUCAGCCAUUCACUCGACUGAUAUGCCAUAUGACAUGAGCGCAUUCGCAACAGUUACGACCCAUCACAAUGACGGGGAUGGAGAUAGGUCCUCUGAAGAAGCGAUUAUUCAUAGGGCUGCUAAUGAUGCGGCGCCGCAGCAUGCUGAUGAUGCAAGUAGGGAGGAUAGGUUUCAGAUUCACACGACGACGACUGUGAAGGUUGAGAGUCAUCAAUUGGAGGAGGAUGUGGAUGAAGAGUCGGAUUUUUCACGCUGA